This is a messenger RNA of Orbicella faveolata, 948 nucleotides long. NCBI's taxonomy places the organism in Eukaryota, Metazoa, Cnidaria, Anthozoa, Scleractinia, Merulinidae. The record is from the annotation of a RefSeq genome assembly.
AUGUGGUCUACUUUUUUUUAUUUGAUUAAAGCUGUUUUUGUUAUUGUUCCUUUACUUAUUGCUGUGGCCUUUUUAACUUUAGCAGAACGAAAAAUCUUAGGAUAUAUGCAAAUGAGAAAAGGGCCAAAUGUUGUAGGGGGCGGGCUUCUUCAGCCUUUUGCAGAUGGGAUAAAAUUAUUUCUUAAAGAAAUGAUCAUCCCUCAUCAGGCAAGUGCUUUUGUUUACUUUUUUGCCCCAGUUGCCUCUUUUACAUUAGCUUUUAUUGUUUGGGGAAUUCUUCCUUAUGGAAGAGGAGUUGGUAUAAGUGAUUUUAAUAUUGGUCUUUUGUGGGUUUUAGCCAUUUCUUCUAUAAGUGUUUAUGCUGUUUUAAUGUCUGGGUGGGGGAGUCGUUCAAAAUAUGCUUUUUUAGGGGCUAUUCGCGCGGCUGCGCAAAUGAUAAGUUAUGAGGUUUCGAUUGGGUUGAUCUUGAUUUCUGUUCUUUUAUGUGUUGGCUCUUUGGCUUUUAAUAAAAUUGUUUUGGCACAAAAUUUUAUUUGAUUCUUUAUUCCUUUUUUUCCUAUUGUUGUAAUGUUUUUGGUUUCUAUUUUAGCAGAAACGAAUCGUGCCCCGUUUGAUUUAACGGAAGGAGAAUCGGAGCUUGUUUCGGGCUAUAAUGUUGAAUAUGCCUCUAUGUCUUUCGCUUUAUUUUUUUUAGCAGAGUAUGCACAUAUUAUUUUUAUGAGUUGUUUGACUAUUCUUUUGUUUUUUGGAGGGUGGUUGGGUUUACCUUUUGGUUUGAAAGUUAUUUUUAUUGUUUGUUUUUUUUUAUGGGCACGAGCGUCUUUUCCUAGGAUUCGAUAUGACCAGUUAAUGGCCCUAUUAUGAAAAGGGUAUUUGCCUUUUAGUUUGGGGGUUGUUCUUUUUGUUGCUAGUGUUUUGUUUGGAUUUAAUGGUCCUUCUCCAAUAUAG